Molecule: messenger RNA, 594 nt
Organism: Paramecium octaurelia
Lineage: Eukaryota; Ciliophora; Oligohymenophorea; Peniculida; Parameciidae
Source: the annotation of a GenBank genome assembly
AUUUUAUUAAAAUGCUAUAAAGAAUCGUGAGAUACUGUUUCGCUCAUGGAUAGCACAAACCAACAGGCCCAAUUUUUGCUCCAUCUGUUUAGGACAAGAUGUAAUGUCAAGGAUCUAUGUAGGAUCUAUAUCAAUGUUUAUAAUGAUGGUGAAUUCGAAAGAAUUCCUGCCUAUAUUGGUGAAAGCCUUUUGUCUGCACUUAGAAGGUUUCGCGUAACAAAUAUACCAGGUAAAUUGCAUAUUAAUAUAAAAGGUGACUGUGAAGGUGGAGAAAAAUUGGAUAGCAUCUUGGAGGAUCCAGUGUAGACAAACACUUUUGGUCCUUCAUGUGGAUCCUGCCAUAUUCUGAUUUCAUCACCUUGGAUUGAAAAGAUCAGAGACCCAUUUUAUUUGGAAGAAUUUGUGAUCAAUAGAUAAGAUUAUGCUGUUGCCAAGCAGUAAUUAAUUAUAUAGAUUUUGUAGUUCCAGAUUGGCAUGUGCUAUUAAAUUAGAGAAAUGGAUGGAUGAGAUGGAAGUAUCAAUUCCAAUAAAUGAAAAUUCAGAAAAUAUGUGAUUUCUUUAAAAAAGAUAAAUAAAAUAUAUAUUAUAUAAAAC